AGAACUUUCUUUCGGAGGUCUCAUCUAAAUUCAAGAUGGAGCCGGCUGGAAGCAAGAAGGGGCGUGCAGAGGAGCCACGGGAAGAAGUGGAAUGCCAGAUGUCUAGCCAACCGAGCACGUCUUCUGCAAAGACUAAAGCAACGGGGAAGAAACAAAGAAAGUCAGAGAAAGAUGACGGUUGUAAACCAGAGGAGAAAAGUGCACAAGAUCCUGAGACUCCAGGGCACACUCGUAGGAAGGUACCUGUUCCUCCUUUUCCACAGCAUCUGCCCCCCGUGAACCUGAUUCACCGAGAUGUUUUGCGAGCCUGGUGCCAGGAGAUGAAGCUGAGCAGCAAAGGCCAGAAAUUAGAUGCUUAUAAACGACUCCUUGCAAGGGCUUUCCCAGAUCAAAUGCCCGAGUUGAAGAACGUUCCUGACUCAGCCAAAGAGGCCAGGUUGAAGAUGCCUCGGAAAAAAAUGAAGACGGAACCUGGGGAAGAGUCUCAGGUGACAGUUCCCUUGGAGAUCGUCACUGUACCAGAGGAGCAGAUACCUGCUCUCGUUGAUCCUCCUGUGCUCUAUGAGGAAGUCAGCACCACGGUGGUAACUACAUCUGCCUCAGAGGCAGUGUUGGCAUCUUGGGCCAGAAUAGCAGCCAAUGCUAAGAAGUUGGAGGCAGUGCCUUCCAAUGCAACAUCGGAGACGUAUGGGGAAAUGUGGUGUGUGGUGCAUGGGACAAGCCUUCCCGCAACCUCAAGUGGUUGGGUUCGACUACAGUUCCAUGCUGGACAAGCCUGGGUACCUGAUAAGAAAGGGAAAGCGAUUGCCCUCUUCCUGCUUCCGGCCUGCACAUUUCCGCCCCCACACCUGGAAGACAACAUGCUGUGCCCCAAGUGUGUUCAUAAGUGA
Rattus rattus (black rat) is the source of this 890-nucleotide messenger RNA. It is a transcript of the gene Dppa4, whose product is annotated as developmental pluripotency associated 4. The coding region runs from base 36 to 890 and encodes 284 amino acids. Gene Ontology annotation, biological process: system development. The transcript has 6 exons. The record is from RefSeq and is a predicted model, not a curated record. Gene Ontology annotation, molecular function: chromatin binding. Lineage: Eukaryota; Metazoa; Chordata; Mammalia; Rodentia; Muridae. Gene Ontology annotation, cellular component: nucleus.